Molecule: messenger RNA, 2289 nt
Organism: Phalaenopsis equestris
Lineage: Eukaryota; Viridiplantae; Streptophyta; Magnoliopsida; Asparagales; Orchidaceae
Product: host cell factor-like
Exons: 11
Coding region: 341-1969 (542 amino acids)
Molecular function (GO): protein binding
Source: RefSeq, a predicted model, not a curated record
CAAUUAUUACGUAAUCGACUCUCCUUAGGCCCUACGGCUGAGGAUGUAAGGCAUGUAUGGGUGAAGCAAUGGCAAUGGGUGCGACGAUCUGAAGCACCUGCACGCAUCAGUUGUCUUCACAACCAUAUUUUCUCGUUUUCCGUCGAUCUCUCGAUUCUCAUGUUUCAUGGCUUCGCUCCCCUCAAAUCCUUCAGUGGUUCACUCUCCUCAUUCACUCCGCAACGAUAUAUAUUGAAUUGGUUCACUUCCGCCCCAUUUUAUCAAUUCUUUCUUUGAUUGGCUUCGGGCUGGUUAAUUGGAGUCGGAGAUCGGUAAAACCUUCGAUCUUGCGGGGUUGGGGAUGAGGUGGGAGAGCGUUCAGGUGGUGGCGAGGGCGAGGGCGAGGGCGAGGGCCAGGGAAACGGCGACGGCGACGCUGGAAGGUAAGAAAUCGGCGGGAAGAGCCGGCGGGGCUUGGGGACCCGGCAGGCGAUGGGGUCACUCCUGCAACUCCGUCAAAGGAGGCAGAUAUGUCUAUGUAUUCGGCGGCUAUGGCGGCGAUACUUGUCAGACUAAUGAUGUGCACGUCUUCGACACUGUUAAGCAGACAUGGAGCAAACCAAUGAUGAAGGGUGAUCCACCCUCUCCCAGGGACAGCCAUAGCUGUACUACUGUUGGUAAAAGGCUCUUUGUGUUUGGUGGUACCGAUGGAACUAAUCCUCUCAAUGAUUUGCAUAUUUUGGAUACCUCUACCAAUACAUGGAUGUCACCAAACUUGCAUUACAACGGACCUGAUGCACGCGAGGGGCACAGUGCUGCACUCGUGGACAAGCGACUUUUUAUUUUUGGUGGUUGCGGGAAAUCCGGCAAUAGUAAUGAAGAAGUAUAUUAUAAUGAUCUUUACAUGUUGGACACAGAAACAUUAGUUUGGGAAUGUGCUGUAACAUCUGGUAUUCCACCUGUCCCUCGUGAUAGUCAUACGUGUUCGUCAUGGAAGAAUAAACUUAUAGUGCUUGGUGGUGAAGAUGCAUCUGAUUGCUAUCUAUCUGAUGUCCAUAUGCUGGAUGCAGACACCCUGACAUGGAGACAAAUAACUACUUCGGGUCAGAUGCUUGCUCCUCGUGCAGGGCACACUACUGUUGCUCUUGGAAGUCAUUUAUUUGUGUUUGGUGGUUUCACGGAUGCUAGGAACUUGUAUGAUGACCUCCAUGUUUUGAAUGUUGAAACUGGUAAAUGGAAUAGAGUAACAAAUAUCAACAGAGGGCCCUCUGCCCGUUUUUCCGGGGCCGGGGACUGCUUAAAUGAGCAGAGGGGCAUUCUUGUAUUCAUAGGAGGAUGCAAUAAAUCUCUUGAGGCUCUUGAUGAUAUGUAUUAUUUAUAUACAGAUAUGACAGUUAGUAAGUCCCUUUCACAACUAAGGCCAGAGUUAUUGCAUGGUAAAGAGUUGAAAGUAAGUUAUAGUGAUAGUAAAGUGGAGAAAUCUAGUGGCACAACUUUAACUUCGGCGGUGGCAUCUGGUGUGUCCCAACCCUUGUAUUUUCAUGAACGUGGCCAAGCAGGGACCAGGACUAGUGCCUCCUAUUCUGAUGAGGAGAUAGUAUUUGAAGCUGAAGUUAAAGGCACACAUCAACACGGAUAUGUGAUUGAGACGAUUAUAAAUGGAAAGUUACUUCGUGGCAUGCUUUUCUCCUGCACCUCUCGUUCUUGUGAAGAUAGCCUUGCAUGCACGAGCAAGAAGAUGAGGGGAGAGGCUGACAGUAAACUGAACUUAAGUCUGCAAAUAUGCAGUACUGCGAAAGACAUUCCUCAGGAAAUAAAGCCAGAUCCAACAAAUAUUAAAGAUUGUCAGAAAAAUCCCAAUUCUAACUUGGCUGAUACAAGAGAAGAUGAAAAUAAACCAGAAAAUAUGGCUCAAGGAAAAUCAAUGCCAGUACCUGCGAGAAAUGAACCCUCAGGUGCCUUCCGAAAAAAAAAAAUCAGGACUAGCUGAUGGCUCUUCAGCUAAUGGACAACCUAAAGUGGCAGCAGAGGAACAGAACAUGUAAACAUUUACAGAAUCAAUGGAAGCAACAUUAGUAAAGGCUGUAUUGAUCCCCAAGUGAUUCAGUUAAGAAAGCCUUUGCAGGUUGAUAGCUCAGGAGAUGAAGAAAAUUAAGAUAACAUCAUCAAAAUAUUGUGGGGAAAAUAUCAGUUGUGAAGUUCAAAGAGGGGAAUAAUAAAAGGUGAGAGAAUGCAAAUAGGAUGGGCUGACAAUGAAUUUAGUGGUGUAAAUUUUCUAUGUUUUAAGGUAAUGUUCAUUAUUUAGUACAA